Molecule: messenger RNA, 865 nt
Organism: Fundulus heteroclitus (mummichog)
Lineage: Eukaryota; Metazoa; Chordata; Actinopteri; Cyprinodontiformes; Fundulidae
Product: perlucin-like
Exons: 4
Coding region: 305-847 (180 amino acids)
Source: RefSeq, a predicted model, not a curated record
UAGAACUUUGAUAAAACAGCUUUAAUGAGGUGACUUUUCCUUAUAGAAACUCUGAUAAUGAUAAAUACCAGUAUUUCAAAUGACGCUGCUUUGCUUUGUUACGUGACACCUCAUUCCUGUACUGUCAGCUGUUCCUCAAAAGCCACACCCAUCUUUAAUACUUUAAAAGCACCAAAGGUUUCUAAAGGUGUUCCUUGCAGCUUUGAAGCUUAUCAAUGGCUUGUCCAGUUGUUAAAUACAUUGACAUUGUUUAAAUAAAGAAGAUAUUGUCAGGGAUAUUUUCUUUUCUCUCAAGCAUUCACACAUGGAUUACAGGCUGAUCCUCUUUGGGCUCACAGGGAUGCUGCUCAGUGUCGCCUGUGCCCAAAGCCGUCAGUACUACUUUGUGAACACAUCGCUGACAUGGACUAAUGCCCAGAGCAUCUGCAGACGUGACUACGCUGAUCUGGCCACCAUUGAAAACCCAGCUGAUGUUGAUGCUUUUCUAAGGACCACCUCAAACUAUGCAGGCAAGGCUUGGAUAGGUCUCUAUGAUGACCGUAUUAACAGCUGGAAAUGGUCCCUAAAUGACACCAGCUUCUAUGGUCCUGGAGAAUACACCUUUAGGAACUGGGAUAUUGGCCAGCCUGAUGAUCGUUCAGGACAGCAGCACUGUACUAGAAUCCUUGGAUCCAGCGAUAACCCUAUUGGCAGAUGGGAUGACUCUCAGUGCACGUUUGUGUCGCGGUUUGUGUGCUAUAAUGGUACAGUAGGUGGAUCACCAUCCUAUGUUCUCAGUAGCAUUUCACUAAACUGGACAGAUGCGCAGAUAUUCUGCAGGGCCAAUUAUGUUGAUCUGGCCAGGUAAUAAGAUGUUAUGUUUGAU